AUGCUUCGUUUCGCUGUACUGUUAUUUCUGGUGGGUGCUGCCCUCUGCGGCCCUUCUCCGCUAAGGACUAAGGACGAAGUCGAAGAAUACAGGAAGUUCUUGCAGAGCACUAGGCAUGGUGAGGCUUUCAAGACUACCUCCAGCGCUCUAAACCCCUUCGGCAACAUCUGGGAGCAGAGUGGAAAAUUUGAAGGCGACAUCAUCCUGGACGACUGGCAGAUUGAUGAGCUGGUAAAAUCCUACGCGGAUGGCAGAGCUGCCUACAUCUUCCCCAACACAAAGUGGCCCUAUAACACCGUUGUCUAUGACUACGCCCCUGGACAUUUCAAUCAACAACAGAUAGAUUACAUCGAAUGGUCGAUCGGACACAUCGUUCACUACUCGGGCUGUGUCAGAUUCCGUAGGAGAAACGCCAAUGACAGAAACUACGUCCUUAUUACGGCUCAAAAUAACGGUUGCUACGCCAGCGUGGGUUGGUGGCAUGACAGAGGCAUCCACACCUUGAACCUCCAGCAACCCGGUUGCCAGAACAUCAUCAUCAUCAUCCACGAGUUCUUGCACGUGCUUGGUUUCUUCCACAUGCAGUCCACUUACAAUAGAUACGACUAUGUUAGAAUCCACUGGGAAAAUAUACAGCGUGGUAUGGAACACAACUUCGAGAGGUACGAAAAUAACAUGGUUAGCAACCUGGGCAUUCGCUACGAGCACAUGAGCUGCAUGCACUACAGCUCUCAUGCUUUCAGUACCAAUGGUCGUGCUACCAUCUCAGCUACCAGGGCCCACGAAGGUGUCAUGGGUCAGAUGAACUUCGUCACCCAUUGGGAUUGGGUGAGGCUAUCUCGUCACUACAACUGUCCAGGUGCCUGGACUGCUGAAUACGUUGAGAAAAUGGAAGAGGAAGUGGAGAAGACCAAGCACUUGUAUCUGCCAGCUGAAGCAGCACAGGAAACCGAAGAAAAUGGACAAGAAUAA
This is a messenger RNA of Leptosia nina, 972 nucleotides long. The record is from the annotation of a GenBank genome assembly. Lineage: Eukaryota; Metazoa; Arthropoda; Insecta; Lepidoptera; Pieridae.